CAUUGCCAUUGGAAACACAGCCACCUUUGUCUUCUUCUUCAUAUCAACGCCUCAUCCGCCCCGUCGUGCAUCAUCGCUGCAUUUCACCUAGAUCACUCGCGACGCUGGACAUUACCCAUACCUCUAAGAAUCUUGCACAUUUGCCAAUCCCCCCAAUCGCCCGCGUCGCAUUGUUUCAGGUUUCCACUGCUCUGUUCAAGCUCAAGCUCAAUUCCCACGUCAAGGCGCCCCCCUCCUCCUCCCCGCAACAUCUAUUACCCCUCCGACGCAUUUCAUUGUUCCGCAAACACAACGGGCCACAAGAUUCGACACCAGACGAACUGCAUAAAAAGCCCUAAACCUUCUUCACCACUUCCUGAAGAUGUGUUUCGGCAGCAAGGCCGACAAGGAUGAUACUCCUGCCCCGCGUCCUGCGCAACGUCCGCCUUCGCCACAGCAGCAAGAUACCAAGAUGACUAGCAGCAAUCAGCAGCAACAGCAAUACGCGCCGCCGGCUGGUCCGCCUCCGGGACAGACUUCGGACCAGAUUUAUGCUCCUCCUCCCGGCCCGCCCCCGAGUCAGUCGUAUGCCGCUCCGAGUGGCCCGCUGCCAGGCCGCGGCGAUGACUUUGCGCCUCCCUCGGGUCCUCCUCCGUCCCAUGGAGGGUAUGCGCCGCCGUCUGGACCUCCUCCAUCACACCAGCAAAGUGAGUAUGCGCCGCCUCCGGGACCUCCACCCGCACGCAACGACUACACCGCUCCUCCCCCGGGUCCUCCGCCAUCGGACUCGAAGAAACACGACUGGGAAACGGCGGUUCCUGACACCACCCUCUUCCCACCGCCCCCGGCCUUCUUCAGCGGAUUUGAUCGCUCCCCUGCGAACAACUCUACGGAGCGGGAGGCUGAAGCAGGUGAGGCCUGGGUGGCCCAGUACCCCCUCGUCCAACCCAUCGACCUUGACUCCACGGCUUUAGAGGCUUUGCAUACGCACAGGAUAUGGCUUCUCCAGCCUCAAGGAUUCCGCGGCACCAUGACCCAGCCCGUCUCGGGCAAAUGGGAGGUCACAACGCAAAGGAACGCCCCCGACAGCACCAUCAUCGGCUAUCCGCCUCUGUACUCAGUCAAGAACAACUCGCCUCUCGCCACCGGCCAGCCUUUCAAGAUCUACUACGAAGUCAAGAUUCGCGGAUCGGCAAGUGAAGUAGACCUUGCCCUUGGCUUCACCGCGCUCCCCUAUCCCAACUUCCGUCUCCCUGGAUGGCAUCGCGGCAGUCUUGGUGUCCACGGCGAUGAUGGGCACAAAUACAUCAACGAUAGAUGGGGCGGCAAGUCCUUCACAGAACCCUUCCGGCCCGGUGAGACGCUGGGUAUCGGCAUGCAGUUCACGGCUCAGGGUGGCAGGAUGAGUGUUGACAUCUUCUUCACGCGAGACGGUAGACUGGCUGGGACCUGGAACCUACAUGAGGAGAGUGACUCUGAGCAAGAUUUGCCGGUCAACGGACUGGAGGGAUUCCAUGACCUGAGUUGUGCCAUUGGCACCUUUUCGAAGAAUGAGUACGAUAUCAUCUUUGACCCUACACUGUGGAAGUACACGCCUUGAGUGUGGGUGUGCUUGGGUUUACGGUUGGAUAGGGGCUUUAUGAGGGCGGGCUGGGUAGCGGUCACAUGCUGCAAUCAGGAAGCUCAUUCAGUACUUCUCAUGAUAUGAUGUAAAGUUUUACAAAUGUUUUAC
Messenger RNA from Colletotrichum godetiae, 1711 nucleotides. RefSeq lists its product as uncharacterized. The record is from RefSeq and is a predicted model, not a curated record. Bases 362 to 1579 code for a protein of 405 amino acids. Gene Ontology annotation, molecular function: protein binding. Gene Ontology annotation, biological process: protein transport to vacuole involved in ubiquitin-dependent protein catabolic process via the multivesicular body sorting pathway. Lineage: Eukaryota; Fungi; Ascomycota; Sordariomycetes; Glomerellales; Glomerellaceae. Gene Ontology annotation, cellular component: endoplasmic reticulum. The transcript has a single exon.